UGCAUGAUAGUAACAAUUAUCAGUUUAUUGUUAGAUCUGGAUCAACUGAGUACCUAACUGAAAUUAAAAUGCAUUUCCUACUAGUGCUGCUAUUGUCGGCUUCAGUCUUUGCUGAAACAAAAAGACUAACCGUGGAAGAAGCCGUGGCUAAAGUUAAUCAACCACCGGUUGCUGUACAAGAAUUUAUUGCUAGAAAAACAAAUAGUGCAAAUUUUAAAAAUUCUCAAAAUGAGAGGCAGAAUAGAAGUAGAAUCGUUGGAGGCACUGUCGCCGCAAUAUGGGAUUAUCCAUAUCAGGUCGCACUACUUUUCCGAUCCUAUCAGAUUUGUGGCGGCUCGAUUAUUGCUCGUUCAUGGGCUCUCACGGCAGCUCAUUGCCUUUCUUGGUAUCCCUCAAAUUACGAUAUUACCAUCCGUUCCGGUAGUUCGUCACGGUCAAGAGGAGGAAUCGUUCAUUCCAUAAACUAUUACCGCAUCCAUGAGCUGUACGAUCCGGAUGUUUUAUCACACGAUGUGGCCACUGUUCGAGUGAAAUUACCAUUUAUUGGAUUUUCACAAGCCAUCAUCCCAUUGGCAAGUUCGGAAUGGGUCGAAGGAGCGGAUGUGAUAGUCACUGGCUGGGGUUUGAAUGCUGUAGGUGAAACUGUGGAUAAAUUGUUGAAGGUGGCAUUACCAGUUGUUAAUCGGGCUGAUUGCAUCGGUCUGUGGGGCGAAUCGGUGAAAGAUGAUAUGCUUUGCGCUGGUAAAGAAAACAAUAACCCAUGCAAAGGCGAUAGUGGCGGACCAGCCGUACAAGGAGAUGUACAGUAUGGGAUUGUGUCCUGGGGAUCGUACUAUUGUGGAGGUGGACUGCCUUCAGUAUAUACGUACGUAGCCCAUCCGUCAAUUCGGAAAUUUAUUCGAGAUACGGCAGGUGUUUGAGAAGCUGUGAAAUCGAGGUGUAUUGGAAAUAAUCGGAAGGGCUAGAAAUACAGAAAGAUAUUUCAUUGA
Molecule: messenger RNA, 989 nt
Organism: Malaya genurostris
Lineage: Eukaryota; Metazoa; Arthropoda; Insecta; Diptera; Culicidae
Product: trypsin epsilon-like
Exons: 4
Coding region: 69-920 (283 amino acids)
Biological process (GO): proteolysis
Molecular function (GO): serine-type endopeptidase activity
Source: RefSeq, a predicted model, not a curated record